AUGCAUAAUUAUUGGGACAUUCGCUUCUUUGGAUUUGGGUUCAGUCCUUUAGUUAAUGAUUACAAGAUAGUGACAAUUGGGAUGAUUGAGCAAGAUGCUAAAGUAAAUUCAUUAAGCAAAAGGUCAUGGGAGGAACUAGAUUAUGUUAUAGCAAGAGUUGGUCAUAUGAUUCAACCAAUUGUAAUUGUUAAUGGGACUGUGUUCUGGUUAGGGUGGGGGAACAUUGGACAUGGUUACAUUGUAAUUUCGUUUGACAUUGCAAUGGAAGAGUUUUCAUUGAUAUCAAUACCAUUGCCAUCAUCUAUAAGUUGUUUAGAGCUAAAGCUUAUAGUGUAUGAGAACAAACUUGCCUUGUUUCGUACUCCCAAUAUGAGGUCAAACAUAGGUUCUCCUUUCAUUGAUUUAUGGGUGAUGGAUCAAGAAAGUAGCAGUCCGUCUGGGAAUAGUUGGUGGGGUACUUGGACUAAGAAAUAA
Prosopis cineraria is the source of this 474-nucleotide messenger RNA. Its product is annotated as putative F-box protein At5g62660. Lineage: Eukaryota; Viridiplantae; Streptophyta; Magnoliopsida; Fabales; Fabaceae. The coding region runs from base 1 to 474 and encodes 157 amino acids. The transcript has a single exon. The record is from RefSeq and is a predicted model, not a curated record.